AUGGAAAUAAAAAAGAGUAUUUUAUUUAUUUUUUUAGUAUAUGUCUUUAAUACUAUUAAAAAAGAAGAAAAUUUAAUAAAUAGAUAUAUGAAUAAUAGUAUCAAUUAUAAAUUAAAUAGAGUAAAUGAUUUUUCUCAAAAUUAUACAAAUAAAAAGGAAUGCUUUCUAAUAGACAGAAAUUUAAUUAAUUUAAGUACUUUCUUUUUUGAUAAAUGCAUUAAAGUUUUUUUUUUGAGAAAUUGCCAUAAUGGUGAAAGAUAUAAUACACUAAAUUUAGUUCAAGAAAAAAUACUAGUCCAGAUAAAUUUGAACAACAAAUAUCUUUUGCAGAAAAAAAGAUUUAAAAGUAGUUAUAGACAAAAAUUAGUUUCAUUAUAUCUUAAUUUUAUCCACAUUGUGAUUAUUACAGUUUGUAAAAUAAAAAAGGAAAAUAGUGGGAUAGAUGGAUAUAUAUUAUGCCAUAAAAAUAAUAAAAAUAAUAUUCGUCUUUUGAAAAAAAUAAAUAAAAAUGAAGAAAAAAAUAUCAUUUUAAAAAUUACGGAGCCAUAUUAUACUAAAAUAAGUAUAUUUUUGAUCCUUUAUAAAAAAAUAGUAAAUAUUUUUUUUUCAAAAAUUCUAUUUAUUUCUAGAGAAUAUUUAAUUUUUAAAAUAAGAAAACAUAUUGUUAAAAAUCAUUUAUUUAUUCUAAAAAAGAAAAAGCAAAGAUACCUUAAUGAAGUAAGAAGUUUAGAAAGAAAUUCAAUAGAAGAUAAUAACAUUAAUAUAGAAAUAAGAAAAAAUAAAGCAGAAGAUAGUAGUAGGAAAAAAGAGAAUGCUAAAAAAAUUAAUGUAAAUGUAAGCAUAAAUCAAGAUAUCAAUGGAAACAAUGCUAUAUUAAAUAAAUUUCCUCUUUUACAUAAAAGUAUAUUACAAAAUAGAAAUAGAAGUUUGUAUAGCACAUUUAAUAAAAAUGAAAUGUAUUUAAAUUUUAGGGAUGAAUAUUCUUAUCCAUAUUUUGCACAUAGUCAAGAAUUUAUAAGAAGUGAAAAAUCACCGACAUCUUUAAGAUUAAGAGGUAAUUGGUUAAUGAAUUACCUAGAAGACGAAAUAAUUAUAUAUGACUCAUUUGAGACAUGCGGAGGAAGAAUUAUUGCUAAUGUUAAAAUAAAGAUAAAAGAAGAAUUUUAUAUUUUAACUCAUACUUUUACACCUAAUGAAAAAGGAGUAUUCCUUAUUUGUGUUAUAACGGGUAUAUUAUUCCCUAUCGGUUCACUAAAAGUUCAAAAGCAAAUAAUUGAUGAAUUUGAUUCCAUACUUAAUAAAAAUUUGAUAAUUAAAUUUAAUUGUAAUCACGAUAAUAAAUCUACCAUAGUUGCUACGAAAGAUACGAUAAAAAUUAUUGAAAUUUUUGAUAAAGGGGUUAUAUCAAAUUCAUCAGAAGUUAUAGGUUCAUUAUCAUCCAUAAAAAAAGAGAACUUUAAUUUUUUAGGAUGCUCAACAAAUGGUAAAUAUAUUUCUAUUUUAGAAAAAGAUUUAGUUAUUAUUAUUAAUAAAAACAAAGCAGUAGUGGAAGAGCUAAUCUCUCAUCAUUUAAGUAACCCAGUUGAUAUAUUUUUAGAUAAACACACUAUUUACAUCUCAGAUGCAGAUAGAAAAAAUAUUUUUCCGUAUAUUUCAAAUUUUCUGAUUAAACAAUAUUAUGAUAUUUUUUCAUUAGAGGAAAUAGAUGAAAUAACGAAAUUACUUUUAGAGAAAAAUAAUAACGGUCCAAAUAUUAAAAUUAAUGAACUGGAAGAUGAUGAUGACCAGUUAGAUGAUAAAAAAGAAAAGUAUGUUCCUCAUCAACUAAAAGAAGAAGAAAAAUAUGAUUUUGAAAAUAUGGAUGAAAAUCAAAAUUCUAUAGGAAACAUUUUCAUUCAAAUGAAAAAAACAUUUAUAUUAGAAUAUAUAAAAAAUGGGGAAAAUUAUCUUAUGAGUGAUGUAAAUGAAUUGAAUAAUGUGAUUAAUGUAAAUCCUGAAAAGGGAGAUCUAAAGGGUUUAAUUGAUGAACUUGUAACUUUAGUUUAUCCUGCAGGCGUUGUUGUAAUAGAAGACAAAAUUUAUUUUGUAGACACAGGUUUACAUAUGCUAUUCUGCUUUUGCUUAAUAAAAAAAAAAAUUAUACAAACAUUUGGAUAUUAUAACAUUCCAGUAAAAAAUAAAAAUGGCUUAGAUAAACCUUACUCCCUAUCCCUUUUUGAAACUAAUCAUGGAAAGAAAAAUCUUUUGUUUUUAAGUGAAUUAUCAAGUUCAAGAGUAUUAAUUUUUGAGACAUUUCCAGUUAUUAAAUUAUAUUUAACAUAUAAUAAUAUAGUUUUUGACAUAAUAACUUCGGUUUUAACGACUCCAUAUUAUUUAAUAGUAUGUGGAUUAAAAUAUAAUAGCGAAAAUUAUAAAAGUUACAUAACAUUUGUUAGAAUAGAUGAAUUGUCCGAUAUUGAAAUAGAAUAUGAUGAAUUUCCUCAUGUUUUUAAAAAUGGGGGAUUAUUUUAUACGACACCUUUAAUAAAAAGUGAUAAUAUUAAAAAAUUCGUAAUGAAAGAAUAUGAACAUGAUACAAAAACAGAGAUAAAAACAGGAUUAACUAUUGAUAGAAGAACUGGAGUUAUAAGUGGUAGAAUUACAGUUUCUGCAUGGUUUGAUAUUAGAUUAAUAGUAUAUGAUUUUUUUAAAUAUAAAGUUUUAACUUUUUCAAAUUCUGUAUCUACAUGCCCUAAGGGCCAUUACUUUAUAGUGAAGACUUGUGAGCCAUGCCCUGUAGGAUUUUAUUCUACUUACUCCAAUAUACUUAAUUGUACAGCUUGUGGUAGUUACAAAGCCAAUUCUACGACAUUUCAUAGUGGAACUAUUUCAAAGCAUGAAUGCUUAUGCAAACCUGGUUAUUACUUAAAAGAGGGUAAAUGCCAAAAAUGUCCUCGAGGUUUUUAUAAAGAUCAGAUAGGGGAUUUUAGGUGUCAAUCUACAUGUAAUAAUAAUCAAAUGAGUACAGUUGAAGGAGCAUCAAGCUACAAGAAAUUAAAAUGUUUUUGUAAAGAUGGAUAUUACACAGAUAAUAAAUCGAAAUGCGUCCCUUGCCCCUUACAUAAUUAUUGUCUAUAUAAUCCAUUUGCUAAAAAUAAGGCUGAUGUUAUACCUUGUAAAAAAAAUAGGUUAACCAUUAAUAGAGGAGCAGAUUCACCUAAACAAUGUUUUUGUGCACCAGGUUAUUUUUAUGAUUAUAAUUCAAGGGAUUGUCAAAUGUGUGACUUCAAAGAUUACAAAGCACAAAUUUCCAAUGAUCCAUGCAAACCAUUUAAAACUUCAUCUACUUCCACACAAGAAAUUUUAAUUAAUGAAAAUUAUGUUGAGCAUUCUAAUAUAAAGAUACGUAAUACAAGUAGCUUAAUUUUUUCACCAAAAAAAGGCUCUACAUCUUUACAUGAUGCAUACCUUUGUGAAACUGGAUAUUUUUAUAGCAUGAAUAAAUCCAUUUGUUCCAUAUGUAGGUAUAAUAACUAUUGUGAAGGGUUAGAUCGUCAAAUUAUGCCAUGCCCUCAAAAUUCGAUAACAGUAAAAUUAAAAAGUUCCAAUGCUUUAGAUUGCUUAUGUAAAAAGGGAUAUGGAAGAAUAAUUAUUAACAAAUUAAAAUCAUUUACUAUUUCUUGUGUCUUAUGCCCUUACGAUACUUUUCAACCUCAUAAUUCAUCUGGAGAAUGCAUCCCUUGUCCCCCUUAUACUUUUACGAAAUCUGUGGGAUCAACUUCUAUUACCGAUUGCUUGCCUAAAAGGGGAUACUAUAAUUUAUAUUUUGAGUAUAUUUAUUACUAUUCGAAGGAAAAAUUAAUGCAAAACAAUACUCAUUUUUUACAACAAUUCCAUCUUUAUUUAAAUGAUAAAUACAGAAAAAAUAAUAAAAGAGUAGGAAAAAUAAAGAAUAGCAAUAAUUAUGAGAAGUAUUAUGAAAAUAGAAAUGAUAAUGAUAGUAACAAAAUAUAUUAUAGUCAUAAUAAUAAAAAUUAUAAUAACAAAAAACAUUAUUACAAUAUAAUGGGAACGUAUAAUGAAAGAGGAAAAUAUGAUUCUAAUAAAAAAUAUUUUUCAAAAAAUUUGAUUUACAACAGUUAUAAAAAAAAGAAGUUUUUAAAUAAGAAUAUUAAUAAAAGCAAAUAUAUUGAUAUAGAAAAAAAUAAAAACAAAAUAAGUUUUCCAAAAAUAAAUAAUAGAAUACGCAACUUGAAAGGGCUAUAUAGUAAUGUGUUUCACACAAAUUAUCUGAAAAAUAUGCUCUUAAUGGAUAGAUACAAGGGUUAUCAAUUCCUUGAGAAAAAUGGUGAUAUUUUUUUCUUUGAUGAUAAACAAGAAUAUGAAGAUGAUAUUUUUGAUAUUGAAAAACAAAAGAAUAUGUUAAUAAUAAAAAACAUUUUCGAUAAAAGACAGAAAAGAAUCAGUUCUUCAAGGAUGACAAGACAGUUAGUGAGCAAUUCAAAUAAUUUAAAUAAAAAAAAUGGUAGAUACAAAAAAUAUGGAUAUAAAGAAUUAUAUACAUUAAAACAUAAAAUUUUAGCAAAUGAUGUCAAUAUAAUUUCGGAAAAAAAGGAAGAUAUACUAAAAAUAAUAAAAAUAAGGGAGGAAAAUUAUUCUAUAAAUACUUUGAAGGGUAUAGUUUAUGAAUGCUAUGAAAGCAAAAAGAGAAUGAUAGUAAGAAGAAAUGUAUAUAUAUCUACAAUUCCUGAAAUAGAUUUUAUAGAUUGCUUAAAUGUAUGUAUAUCAAAUAUGUAUUGCACAGGCAUAGAAAUGGAUAAAACAAUUGAUAAAGGUAAAAUAGACUUAUCUUUUAUGUUAUAUAAAAUAUCAGGAAAAGAAAUGAUUUCUUUUUAUAAAUGUAAUUUAUAUUUUUAUGAGGAACUUAAAACAUAUUAUGCAGGUAAAAACUUAAAAGAAAUAACAAAUAUAAUUGAAUAUGAUGAUACAGAUAAAAUAGUGAGUUGUAUAGUAGGAAAGAAUAAAAUGCUUAAAUUGUGGAAAAUAUAUACUUUUGAUAUAUGUCCAAAUAAUUAUAAUUGUGUAGAGGAAUCAUUUGAAAGGAGCAAAUGUCCUAGUAAUUCUUUAAAAAAAAAUUACAAAGGAACAAUAGAGAAAUGUUUAUGCUUACCUGGAUUUUAUUUUAAAAAAGAUUUAAAUUUGUGCGUACCUUGCGAAAAAGGAACUUACAAAAAUACUACAUCUAAUGAUGAAUGCGUGAAAUGUCCUGUUAAUUUUACUACAUCUGCUGAAGGUUCUAAUUCAAUUUAUGAUUGUACUUGUAGGGAGGGAUAUUAUUUUACUGGUAGUAAUAAUAUUGAAUUAAUAGAUAUAAAAAAUGAAAAAGAUGUGUAUAUAAAAAAGAAAAUUCAGAAAAAUAAUUUAAAAUUAAUUCAGCAAAACGGCAUACAAGAUAGAGAAACUAAUAUGAGAGAGCAAAAAUCAAAAGAAAGAAAGAAAAAAUUUUUAAUAAAAAAAGAUAGUGUUUUAGACUACAUGAAAUACAUGAAAAUAGAAAAUGUUAUUCGUGAACAAAAAAAUGAGCAAAAAAUGAAUAAAAAAAAUAUAACUUUCAUUCAAGAAAAAAAUAUAUAUUUAAAUGAUUCACCUCCAAAUUAUAUGAAAAUAAAAAAACAUUCUAGAAAACAUAAUAGUCAUUUAUAUUUAAAAAAUGAUAAUUCUGAUGAGUAUAAUAAAUAUAUGCGCAAACUAAAAUGCUUAAAAUGCCCCAAGAAAAUGUUUUGCCCAGGCUUGUGGCUGGAAAAAUUUGAAAAAGAAAUUCAUCAUCCUCCAAUAUUUUGUCCUGAAGGAUCUUAUAUUCCUGAAACUACUUUGGAAUCGACGGAUAUUCAUAAAUGUUUGUGUGGAAAAGGAUAUGGAUUAAAUUUAGAAAAUAAAAAAAAAACAUGUGUAAAGUGCGAGGCAAGAUAUUAUAAAGAUGUAAUAGAUAAUUCCUUAUGUGCUGGUUUAUGCAUGGAAUUUGCUACUUCCUUUGAAGGUUCUGUUAGUAAAAAACAGUGUUUUUGUACAGAAGGAAAAUAUAUGAUUAGAGAUUCUUCAAAGGAAAUGAAAUGUAUAAAUUGCUCUGAUGGUUCAGUAUGCAUUGGUGGCUUUAAAUUAAAAUCAUUAAAAAAAUUAAUUAAAAAUCAAUAUUACACUGAUUUAUGUAUUUAUGAUCAUGCUAUACCAUUUCCUAAGAAAGGAUAUUUUGCUACUUUUCAAAUAAAACAUAAAGAUUUUCUAUGGAUUCCCUUGAAUUCUCUUAAUCUUGAAAUAAAUAAUCAUGAAAAAACGGAUAUAAUAAUUAAUGAAAAAAUAAUGAAGGAUUUAUUUUAUGAAAAGUUAAAUUAUAUUACCUUAGAACCAAAUAUCAAUAUAAAUGAAAAUUCUAAAAUAGAAAUUAGCUCUAGUAGAAAUAAGUUAAACUAUUUAAAAGAGGGUAAGGUGCAGCAUCGUAUUGAAACACCUAUUUUAGUUACUGAAAAACUAGAAAAAAUAAAAUAUAAAAAUAAGUAUUUGACUAUAGAUAGAGUCCCUGAUAUUCACCUAUGUCCAAUUACAAAAAGAUGUGUUGGAGGAGUUAAUAAUUUAUGUUAUGAAGGAUCAGAAGGAUAUUUAUGUAAUAACUGUUCAAAUAAUUAUGACGUUAUUUAUUUUAGAUCUCAAUGUUUUAAGUGUAAAGGAACAAAAACAGAAUUACUAUAUUUCUUAAUUCGUAAAAUAUUUUUUUACGUUUUAAUCUUGCUACUAGUAUAUUUGAAUUAUUUCUGUUAUUUAAAAAAGAAUUAUGUACUUAUAGGAAUAUUAAAAAUAUGGUAUUUUUUUAUUAUAUGUUUUUUACCAUACGGAUUUAUACUGGAACCUAUCUCUAAUUCUCUUAAAAAUUAUAUAUUAUAUUUUCAAAUUUUGAUUAAUUUACCUCUACGGUUUAUUGGUCAUUAUUUUAAACUAAAUUGUUUUUUCAAUUCUUACAAUGGCGAAAAGUAUAUUUUUAUAUGGUAUAUUCAAAGAUUUGUAAAAAUUACAGAACCUAUAAUUGAUUGUAUUAUUUUAACUUUCAUCGUUUUUUUGAUAUAUAUUAUUUAUACGUCUUGGAAUUAUAAAAAAAUAAAUAUAGUUCAGAAAGUUAUUAAAAAACAAGUAAACAACAUGCAUAAGAAUCCUUAUUACAUGCAUGUAUCUGAUUUUUAUUAUCAUUAUUAUCAAAGACAAAUAGUUGAUACUAUAAAAAAUAAAAAUAAAAAUGUAACCUUUAAAGAAUGGGAAAAAAGUUAUUUUGUUGAUGAAUAUUCAUCGGAUGAAGAUACUCCUACGUAUUUUAAUAAAGGGGAAAUUAUUAAUAAUGAAAAAGGAAAAGAAAUACAAAAACGAAAAAACAAAACAGUGGAUACUUCUGAUUACACCGGUAUUACAGAUAAAAAUAUGUUGUCUAGUUUUGAGAGUUUUUCAUAUAAUAAAAGCUUAUUAGAGGAAAAGAAAUCUUCUAGUUAUGAAAAUAUAUAUAAUUUUAAUGAUAACUUGCUUAAAAAUGAACUACCUAAUUAUUCCGUAAAAGAAAAUAUUGCAAAAGACAAAUAUUGGACAUAUAUAUGCCUACUAAACAUCUAUAAUAUCAGGGCUUUAGGAUUAUUUCGCUAUAUACAUCCUUAUAAUAUUAGUAUAUAUAAUAAAAUAAAGGGAAUUUUUUCAGAUUUAACAUCGGUGUACAUAGCUGUUUUAUAUAUUUACUUCCCUUUUAUACUUAUUAAUUUAUUAGAACUUGUAUGGUGCCAACAAAUCCAGUACAAAAAAAGAAAUCCUAUAUUUGUUUUAUAUCACAUGCCUUCACAAGUUUGCAAUUUUCAGAAUAGAUUAUUUUUAUCUGGGGUAAUUUUUUCUUUUUUUUUUUUCUGCGGAUAUAUAAUUUUAUUUAUAACUUACAAUUACAGUACUAUGAGAAAUUUUAAAGUUUCAGGCUCAUACUCAAAUCAAUUAAAAAGUUAUUUUUUAUUUAAUGGACAUAAUUAUCAAAAUAGAUGUUGGGAAUUUAUUAAUAUAAUAAAAAUAUUUUUUGUCAUGGUUUCCUUUAUUUGCCAGCUAUAUACAAAAAGAGAUAAUAACUCUAAAUAUUUUAUUUGUUGUUGUAUAGUUUUUAUUUUAACAACAGAUAUUACUUUAAUUUUAUUAUAUUCUCCUUAUGAUAAAAGAUCUAACAAUGUAUUGCAUAAAUUAGGUCUAUCUUCCUCUUUUUCUAUCCUCAUAUCUUACUUAACUCUACAGUUUAGUUUCUUUUUUAACUUCGCUAUAAUAAAUAUAUUACCAAUCCUAUUAUUUGCUUAUUUUCAUAUUUAUACUAUAAAUAAAAUUAUACUAGAAUUUGCAAUACAUGAAAACAUUUUAAAAAGUCAAGAAAUCACAGAAAAUAUGGAAAGAACAAAUUCAGAAGAUUUACUAAAUGAAAACAACUUUUUCUUUUCUAAACAAAAGAACAAUGAAAGUUUUAUGAAUACUAAAAUAUAUAAUAACUACAAAAAAAGUAAUGAAUUAAAAAAAAAAGAAAAUGUUCCAUGUAACAAUGAAGAUAAUAAUAUUUUUGAUUUCUUUUUAAGAAUAAAUAAGAUUCCCUUUAAUUAUAUUUUUUUUAAUGAAAAAGAAGAAGAAAUAUUUUUGUUGCCAAAUAUUUUUAUGGGAAAAAAAUGUGAAAAAACAGUAGAUAAUUUAAAAGCUAAGAAUUUUAAAAUAGCUCAAACAAGAAUAAGUUUAGAUUUAUUACAUUCUGAUUUACUUUACUACAAUAUCAAAAAGCAUUCAAACAAAUCCUUUUCUAAUAUAAUUUAUUCAGACUUAAAAACAGAUAACAAUUCUAAAUCUAGGGGGAAAAGCAUGGCAAAUAAAUCAUGUAAUUUCUUAAAUAUAGAAAGGAAAUUUUCUAAAAAGAAGUAUUUAAAUAAUACUGAUGUAGAUGCUUCCGAAGAUAAUAUGUUCUCGAAAAAUGUAAAACAUUUCAUAAAUUGUCUAAUCGAAGCAAUAAAUAUUUUAUUUGUUAAUCAAUCAUAUAAUCAAAUAACAGUUGAGUGGCUAAGCUUUGUAACAAGAUUUUCUAUUUGUUUUAUACACUGGAUGAAAAACCACGAUGAAAAAUUAAUUAAUCUUGUGCCUUUAAAUAAGAAACAAUUUGAAUUAAAAAAAAGAAAUCUUUUAUUUUAUUCUCUUUUUAGUUCUUAUUCAGAAAUUUAUUCUGUGUACUUAGAUAUUGAUAAAAACAAUAAAUUUACAAAUUAUAGAGCAAAUUUAGUAAAAGCAGGAAAUUUAGAAAGUUUUUAUAUCUAUUUAAAAAAGAUGGAAAACACUUUUAAAAAGUCUAAUUCUUCAUAUAUCCAAACUUCUCAUAUCUGCAACAAUAGUAAUGAACCAAAAAGUUAUUCAUAUAGUAACUUUUUAGAAGAUGAAUUUUACAGGUGUGAACAAGAUAUAAUUAAAAUGCUAUUUGACGAAAAUAUAUUCAAAAAAUUAUCAAUUUCAUUGGUAGAAUUUUACUUUGCUAUUUAUAUGAUCCAAUUUAUUGAAAGCAAAAAGCUGUCAAUUUUAAUUUUUUUAUUUUGUGAAAAAAAAAAUCAUUUAAAUAAGGAAAAACAAUUUUUAAAACAGAUAGCAUCUAGAAAAAAGAAAAUUCAAGAUAUGAAGUAUAGUGAUAAUAAUAACAAAGUUUAUGAAUUUCUUGAAUAUUAUUAUUUAAAGGAAUCUAAUGAAAUAAUGAAAAAACAAAUUAAAGAAUUGCAAAGUUUAAUUAAAAAAAAAGAACAAAAAUUAUUAAAAAAAGAAAAAAUGAAAAAUAUAAAACUUGCACAUAUAAAUCAAAAAAACAAAAUUAGUAAUUUAAAUUCUUGUUUUGUUAAAACUUUGAAAAAGCUUUUAGAAGAACCAUCUUCAAGUACAUACGAAUCAAAACAAAAUAUUUCAAGUUAUAAAAAGGAGUAA
Messenger RNA from Plasmodium relictum, 9975 nucleotides. It is a transcript of the gene CRMP3, whose product is annotated as cysteine repeat modular protein 3, putative. The record is from RefSeq and is a predicted model, not a curated record. The transcript is spliced from 3 exons. Lineage: Eukaryota; Apicomplexa; Aconoidasida; Haemosporida; Plasmodiidae. Gene Ontology annotation, biological process: signal transduction. The coding region runs from base 1 to 9975 and encodes 3324 amino acids. Gene Ontology annotation, cellular component: cell surface.